Messenger RNA from Akanthomyces muscarius, 354 nucleotides. RefSeq lists its product as uncharacterized. The coding region runs from base 1 to 354 and encodes 117 amino acids. The record is from RefSeq and is a predicted model, not a curated record. NCBI's taxonomy places the organism in Eukaryota, Fungi, Ascomycota, Sordariomycetes, Hypocreales, Cordycipitaceae. The transcript has 4 exons.
AUGCGUUCUACCGUGGCAAUUGGUCUAGUACUGGCUUCGUGGUGCUCGGCCGCCGCGGCUGACGACAGCAACGUCAGGGGCACCAUCUACACGGAGGAGAACAGUGGUGGUAAAUCGUUGAAAAUCCGAUCCUCGAACUGCGUCCGGCUCAGAAAGCCUCUGCUGGGAGAAAUUCGCUCCAUCGAUGUGACGCUUUUCCAAGAGUGCACUCUCUACUACGAGCGCCGAUGCGACAGCGACGUGAAACAUGUCACAUUCUACGAUGACCAGAAGAACAUCCAAGAUCCGGCAAUCGAGGCAGUCAAGUGCGUUGAUGUGGAUGCAAGCUGCAAGCAGGCUGGCAAAGAACUCUAA